UCUUAUUGCUACAGCGGCCAAAGUUUACUGCAGCUGGCUUACAUGUGCCCAUGGCUCGUCCGAAUUCGGGGACUGUGCUUCGACUUGCGGGGAUUUCCGGCUCAGCCUCAGUCAACUGGUCAAUCUACCCCGCAAGACUUCACCGCCAAGUCCUCAAGAUACUUUGGGAUAGCAGAGUAACAGGCAUAGAGCCGAGAUGGCACACAGCAACCUGAGCAAUAUUUCCUUCUCUCCAGGGAGGCAGUUUCUACACAACCUCGCGAGAGAACAAGACAACAGGCAGAGGGAAGAGGAACAAAGACUGGCCAGAGAGAGCGAACAGCUUGCGCGGGAGAAAAAGAUCGAAUCGGCCGUGCUCGCCACCUUCUACAGCUACCAGCCGAUCCACGACUCGUACGGGACGGGCACGCGCGUGCUAGUACUGAAACCGGGCGGCGGCGACGACAAGCUGGCCGGCCGCCUCGAGCCCCUCUGGGUCGGCAACAGCGGCGACUACAAAGCCCUGUCGUACGUGUGGGGCGAGCCCCGGCUGACAGACGCCAUACUCAUCGACGGCAAGAAGCUGGCCAUCACGGAGAGUCUGGGCGCGGCGCUGAGGCGGCUGCGUCCGCCGACGGGCCGGCCGGCGCUACGCAUCUGGAUCGACCAGAUCUGCAUCAACCAGCGGGACACGGUCGAGCGCAACAAGCAGGUCCGGCUGAUGCACGCCAUCUUCCGCGCCGCCAGCCAGAUCCUCGUGUGGCUCGGCCCCGACGCUGACGGCCACGCAUCGCGCGCCUUUCAGCUCGUCGGAGCUCUGCGCUCCAUCUUCGGCGACAAGCUCUUGGCCAGCCUGUGCAAGUCGAAGGGGGCCAGCCUCGAUUGGCUCCCCACCGAGUACUGGAGGUCUCUGCGCGAGCUCAGCAGGCUGCCGUGGUUCCGCCGGGCGUGGAUCCCCCAGGAGAUCGGCACGGAUGCCGAGGCCGUCGUGCACUGGGGCUCCGAGAACAUGGGGUGGGAGGCGCUGCACGACUCGAUGAAGAAGCUCGAGGUGCAGGGCUGGGAGCUCAAGAAGAAGUACAAGAUCGACACCAGCUCGGUCACGCUGCUGUUCCACCGCUUCGUCGACAAGCCGCGGCCCAAGGCGGAGAGCCGGGCGCAUCGGAGCUUCGUGUACCAGCUGUGCCUGAGCGCGCGGACGCUGGCGACGGACCCGCGCGACUACGUCUACUCGCAGCUGGGCCACCACUCGGCGUGGGUCGAGGCGGAGCAGGCCAUCAUCAUCCAGCCCGACUACGACAACGCCAUCUCGACCAUCUACCACGAGAUCGCCAUCCGCGCCCUCAGCAACGACAGCACGCUGAUGCUGCUCAACGCCGUGUCGGACAGCGGCGACGCGCGGCCGCCACUGCCCGGGCCCGACCCGCUGCUGCCGACGUGGGUGCCGCGGUGGGACGCCGGCCGCUUCCACAGCCUCGUCGGCCACCCGGGCCGCUACCGGGCGGCGGGCUCGUCGCGGUCCGGCAUCACGAGCGGCUCGUUCGAGGACGGGUACAAGACACUGGUGGUCAAGGGCGUCGUCGUCGACACCAUCGCCAAGGUCACUCCCAGGUUCACCUCGCACUGUUUCGUGUCGGACUCGUCCAAGAAGGACCUCGUCCAGGCCGCCUGGCGGCUCGCCCGGCUGAGCGCGGCCGCCUCUCCCCCGGCCCAGCCGUCGUCCUCCAGAGCCGACACCGCAAGGGGCAGCCAGGCGUCGCUGUCGUCGUCGUCGUCGUCCAAGAGCGACGCGGCCAAGUUCACCACCCAGGGCGCGUACCGCGGCGACGCCUCGGCGCCGGCUCUACUGGCCUUUCUCGAGACGCUCGCGCCCGCAGCGCUCGUCACCGAGCUGUCCUCGCCGGCUACUCCCCCGCCGGCAGCCACCCCGCGACUGAUGCCCAAAAUCCCGAAACCGCCUCCUGCGGACUCAACCACCACCACCAACAACAACAGCAACAAUACAGCAGCAUACCACUCGGGCCUCGCCGCGCUGCAAAAGCUGUUCCCCAGCUCGUCGAGCUACAGCAGCAAGCACGACCCGCGCAAGCUGCUAUCACUGGCCGCGUCCACAGCAGCCCCUGACAGUACCACCACCACCACCAACAACAACAACAACACCAGCACCAGCACCAGCACCAGCACCAGCAACAGCAAACAGAAGCCACCGCCCCCGAAUCCCACGGCCUGGCUACAAGCCGCCGAAGACCACGCCGUGCACCGCUGCUUCGCUGUGACACAAUCCAAAAACGACAACACUAGCACCACCACCACCACCACCACCACCACCAAUAACAGAGCAGAAGGAAAACCCGGCGGCUGCUACUUCGCCAUGGCGCCGCCGACCGCCCGGGCCGGCGACGCACUGGUGCUGCUGGCCGGCGGCGAGACGCCUUACGUGCUGCGUCCUGUUACUGCCGAGGCGAAGAAGGACCGCUGGGUGUUUGUAGGCGAGGCGUACGUUCCGGGCCUGAUGGGGGCUGUGGAGGGCGAGGAUGGUGGCGCCAAGGGGAAUGGUGGUGGCAGUAAGUGGCCCGGGGAUGGAGCUGGGGUGGUGACGUUUCGGAUUGGUUGAGGUUCUUCUAUCAAGCGUGUGGGGGGCUUGACGUUGGGAUUGCCGUAGCCGCGUACAAACCAGACGCCUUGCUUGGAGGUCCGCGCAACAGCUGUGGCUACCCUGAACAUGGAGGGCUUGGAGACGAGAGUUUGGAGAGAAACCUUGUUCGUUGUAUAGCCGGCGUAGCGCCGGGUGCAAGACACUACUCUUAGUUCUAGAAGCUGCGCUGCAUGUGAACAAGGCAGACCGGGCACCUUGGGUACGGACCGGAGCCGGAGACAACACACAAUAACCGCACAAGUCUCGCGGCCGAGGUCACUUGGGCCAAGCAGACAGUCCAGCCGAUUCACGAGUCGAGCCACGAUCCGAUGCCCAUUUCAUCACGCGCUGAGCGGGCCGGCCCGGCGCCGUCGAGG
This is a messenger RNA of Lasiosphaeria miniovina, 2991 nucleotides long. Its product is annotated as heterokaryon incompatibility protein-domain-containing protein. Bases 197 to 2593 code for a protein of 798 amino acids. The transcript has a single exon. NCBI's taxonomy places the organism in Eukaryota, Fungi, Ascomycota, Sordariomycetes, Sordariales, Lasiosphaeriaceae. The record is from RefSeq and is a predicted model, not a curated record.